AUGUUGGUUAUACAAAUAAUCGAUCGCGAGAAAGCUCCAUUGCCUAUCCUCGCUUGUCGAUCUGAAUUUUAUCAACGCCUCGAACGCGAACGUGUUCUGAUUGUGACAGCCGAAACGGGCAGCGGAGUAUCGGUGGGUGAAUCUGUCGGGCAUCAAGUAGGCAACGGAAAUGGAGUGCGAGGAAAUGGUAUUAUGUUCAUGACUGAUGCUGCACUUAUUCGUGAGAGUCAGCAUGAUUCUCAUUUAAAACAUGUUCGUAUUCUUAUUAUUGACGAGGCUCAUGAGCGCUCUUUAAACACAGAUAUAAUCAUCAGUAUUUCGAAACUUCUACUUGCACAACGUCCGGAUGACUUCUAUGUUGUUAUCGCUUCAGCUACGAUCGAUCCUGCUCGUUUUCUUCAAUUCUUCGAUCGGUCGGCGAGCGCACCCCUCGAUGUGAAAGGACGAGUUUUCCCUGUUACAACGAUUAACAAGCCACCACCUCCUAAUAACUCAGAUCAACGACUCAUCGAAUCACAUAUUAUUCCCACAGUUGUCGAACUCUACCCUCGUCAUCACAUACUUGUCUUUCUUCAUGGUCAAGGGGAAAUUGAAAGAGCACUCGAAACAUUCAAAUCCAAACUUUCCGAUAACUGUAUCGCUUUUCCACUCUACGGAUCACAGUCGCCAGAAGAUCAAGAGAAAGUAUUGAAAUUUAAUGAAGCGGCGAAACGAAUGGUCGUGUUCUGCACAAAUGUAGCCGAAACAUCACUGACUAUUCCAAACGUCUGGUUAGGUGUCGAUUCAGGCUUGGCCAAAGAAGCUCGUUUUAACGUCUAA
Molecule: messenger RNA, 819 nt
Organism: Didymodactylos carnosus
Lineage: Eukaryota; Metazoa; Rotifera; Eurotatoria; Philodinida; Philodinidae
Source: the annotation of a GenBank genome assembly